AUGGCACUUCUCUUCGCGAUGCAGUCCUUCCAGAGGCCUCCCUUUCUGAUCCUGGACGAGGUUGAUGCCUACCUGGACCACUCUAAUGUGCAGGCGCUUGCCAGCUACAUCGCCUCCGUGGACUGCCAGGCGAUCGUCAUCUCCCACAAGCACCGCUUCUUCUCGCACGGCGAGGGCCUCGUGGGUGUGUCGAGAGAUCGGGUGCGCAACGCCUCGGUCGUUUUCACCAUGGACCUGGAGCGCAUCCGCCGAGCUGGCCGAGAGCAGCGAGCUGCCGAGGUGGUGAGACAGAAAGAAGACAUUCUCGCCCGAGAGCGCAGGCAGCGAUAUCAGCGCCAAGCCAGGGCAGAGGAGAAGGCCUUCAAAACCGUGGAGGCGGCCGAAGCCGACGCUCAGCGUGCGGCCGCCUCAGCCGCGGAGGCUCUGCGCCGCGAAGAGGAAGCAGUGCGCGGCCUCCGUGCAGCACGGGUGCAGCGUGCAGAGCACUCGGCACAGCAGCGGCGAGCUGUGGAGGUGGCUGCCGCCGAGCGAAAGCGUGCACAGCGUGCCGCAUCACUGGGCCGAAUGGCGCAGGCAGCGAAGGAGUUGGUUCGGCGGGAGGCAGAGCGCUGUGAAGUGGAGGCCAGCGGCAACGGUUUGCUUCAGGGCGGCUUGAGCCGGUUCAGUCGGGAUGGCCUUCGCGGCCGCAACAUCCUCGCAACAUCGCAUCGGUGUGCGGAAGCUUCCGCUCUUGCCAAAGCCGAGGAUGCCAGGAAGGAGCGCAUGCAGAAGAUCAGCGCCGUCGCCGAGGUCGCAGCAGAGGCCGCCGAGGCAGCACAGCCGCGACAUGGCCCUGUGGAAGAAGCACAGGAGGUCUCCCUCUGCGAAGACUGCAAGGAGAUGCGUGCAGAGUUGGAGCGUCUCUUGUCAUAUCGCACACUGUCCCCACGGGAGCUCAGAGGUCCCUCCAAUCCGGAGCAGCCACUACCAGCACUGCCUGCCGACGCGGAGUCUGCGAGCCCCAUAAUCCUCGAAGAGAGUCUCCAUGCCGACCUCGAGCCGCUCGAGCCCCCCGGGGGUCCUGAAGAGCCGGAGCACACGCUGCGAGUCCUUGACUUUGGCCAGGCGGGGCUUGCGGACGUCUUGCGCGAGAGCUGCCAGAGCUCUGAGUCUGAGGGGGUGGAGCUGCCCGCCACAUCGGCACAAGUGCUGAUUCCCGGGGCAGAGGUCUCAGUCUCUGAUUCUGAUCCGCUCGACUCACAAAGCUGCGCCGAGCCCUUCAGCACAAGCCCCGAGGAGAAAACACAGGACCAUCCGGCUCUUUCCGAUGAGAUCCUUGCCGUGGACCUCUUCGACGAGUCGACCGAUGAGGUCAAAGGCACUUCGCCCUCGGCAAGUGUCUGGACCGGACUGCCUGGACCUGUUCUGGAGGUACCUUCCAGUUGCGACGCGGAGAGCUGCGACGAGACCCCGGGCCCGCUGUCAUCACCAGUGAGACUGCGCCCGAAGGAUCCGCUGCCCUUUUGCCCGAACCCGGGCCCGGGGUGCGCUGCGCUGUCCGCCAGUUUCGACUCAGCGAGCACAACCUCAGAGCCUCGGCCCAGUGCCACCCGUGGCCGGCGAUUCGGUGAGGAGGACCUGUCACAACGACUUGAUGAGAUCUGCCGGCAGCUUGAUGCAGUCUUCUGA
Messenger RNA from Symbiodinium sp. CCMP2592, 1668 nucleotides. The record is from the annotation of a GenBank genome assembly. Lineage: Eukaryota; Dinophyceae; Suessiales; Symbiodiniaceae.